This is a messenger RNA of Nicotiana tabacum (common tobacco), 2251 nucleotides long. The record is from RefSeq and is a predicted model, not a curated record. Lineage: Eukaryota; Viridiplantae; Streptophyta; Magnoliopsida; Solanales; Solanaceae.
AUUUGUACUAUCUGCAGAAAGUGUUGUACUAAGAUUCUAUCUUGCAGAUUUUUCUUUCCUUUCUUCUUUUCAAAAUACACUCUUCUUUGUUCAGUGUUAUCAGUGGAGGCAAGAAAAUAUGCAGGGGUGCGCAGCUCUUUCCUGUUCUUCAAACGCCAUCUCUUCUGCUCCAGUUGGUCUCUUCUUUACUCAAACACUAACACUUCCCUUUCGAAAUCAAAGCAUUGGGCAUUUGACAAACCCAUCUUCUUUUCCUGCUCAAUCAAGCUUCAAGAUUUUCCAUGUUCGCCAAAGCACCCUCCCUUUGCGUCACUGCACUGCUACCGAGGAGAUCUUGGAGACUAGUGAAACAGAGGGAGUCUUUGUUGAAACUGGGUACAUAUAUAGUGUUCAUGGGCUUCAAGGAGAGGUUCGGGUAAAGGCCGAGACUGAUUUUCCUGAAUUGCGAUUUUCCAAGCCAGGAAGGCGAUGGUUGAGGCAGCAAGUUUCAGGGAGAGAGAUGGUUCAAGAAAUCGAACUAGUGGAGGGAAGAGGUCAUCCAGGACAGAAGAGUUGGAUACUUAGAUUCCAUGAAAUCAACACAGUAGAGCAGGCUCAAAAACUUGUUGGGUCGACUGUACUAGUGAAGGACGAAGAUAGACCAGUCUUGGAAGAAGGUGAAUAUUACACCCGUGACCUUGUUGGGAUGAGAGUUUUUCUAAAGGAAACUAGAGAACCAGUGGGAACUGUUAUUAAUGUUUUCAACAGUGGAGCUAGUGAUCUCCUACAUGUUGAGCUUGACUCGAAUAUUAGUCUAUCAGAUCGAAAUGGAAAGCCAAGGCUGGAAGGAGGGGCAUCUGGUCCGCUUGUAUGGGUUCCUUUUGUUGAAGCAAUUGUUCCAACUGUUGAUUUGAGUAAAAGGGAAAUGUUGAUUACACCUCCUAAAGGUCUUCUAGAGCUAAAUAUCCGUACUGAUGAGAGGUCCAAGAAAGAGAGGCGACAGCUUGAAUGGAAAGAGAGAAAAAAGUUUCAGAAACGCCUUAUAGCAGCCAAGAAGAAAUUACAUGAAAUGGAACAAGAUCAUAUUUUUCAUGGUUUUAGAUACGGCGAGAAAAGCCAAAGGAGCUUCCUUGCAGACCAGAUAGUUGAUGUAAAUUCAAUGUUGCUUCAGCAUGCGUUGCAGAAUAUUAAGAUGCCAUAUAAGAGAUGGAGCUUUCCAGACUUUGUUAAUGCUUUAGAAGUUUCAAAUACAUUUAAAAUAUCAAAAGAAUUCCUUUCUAAAGAAAAUGUGGAACAUUCCAACAUUGGUUCUAAAGUGCAAGAGCAGGGUCGCGGCCUCAUAUCUUGCGGCAAGGUUGCCAUUGUUUUAGCUUUGGGAGAAAUGCUUGGAAGGUCUUCUAUUCCUGAGCCUGUUGGCUCUCAUAAUAAUGACAUUGCCUAUCUGCAUAUCAAGGCAUUGGUAGAUGACAGCCUCAGACUGCUAAAGGUGGUCCUUCCUUCAGUAGUAGAACUAGAGUCGACAGUAUGUUUUACGGAGGACCUGCUGUCUGUACCUCUUAUAUUGGUGUGUCCCGCUGAAUCUAUUGAAUAUCUCAAACAAUUGUUCAUGGAUCAUGACUACUUCUCUUUCAACUCCGAGAAGGUUUGGUUCUUGGAAGAAGAGAAACUCCCCGUCGUCACUGCGUCACAGGAAGAAGAAAGCAAACAUAAAAUUUUGAUGAAAUCACCUUGGGAGAUACUCCAACAACCAGCUGGAUCAGGAGGAAUUGUUACUUUGCUCUCAGCACAUAACCUACUAGAGCAUUUACAUGUGAUGGGCGUGGAGUAUAUUCAGGUCUGUUCUGGCAAUCAAGAUUGCAUAAAUGGCGAGAUGCUACUUGGUUUUACUAAGUCUCGUGAAGCCAAUGCGGGGAUCCAAGUCUUCAGGGAUGCUGGCUACUCGGAAGAACGCUUCAACAUGGUAUUUUCCAUUGAUUUUGCAAAGAAGUUGACUAAGAAGAUCGACAAACUUCAAUUUGAAGCCAUUUUAAAGCCAAAUCAGUAUGUGGAGAUGGUAGAUAAAGACUGGGUUGAUGUUAUCCCCUCCUCACCCAACUCAUAUGAGUUUCAUUCUUCAAUUUAUAACUGCUUCAACGCUUGUCCUCCUAGUAAAAUUUGUUUGGUAGACAUUACUGCAUGAUAUCGAUAUUUGUAUACAUGUAUAUGACUCCCAACUUACCUGCAAAAGCAUAGAAAAUCUUUUAGUAGCACGAGACGAGUAUCUUCGCACCCA